This is a messenger RNA of Lolium rigidum, 3053 nucleotides long. Its product is annotated as protein MEI2-like 3. Gene Ontology annotation, molecular function: RNA binding. Lineage: Eukaryota; Viridiplantae; Streptophyta; Magnoliopsida; Poales; Poaceae. The record is from RefSeq and is a predicted model, not a curated record.
CCGAAGCGGCAGGCCGCAAUAAAGAAGAACGAGAGCAGUGAGGGGAGCAGCCUUCCUCCUCAACUCCGGCCAAGGCAUCCGGGCGAGCCCCACCGCCGCCACAUCCGCCGCAUGGGAGUGGGCGACACAGAUCGGUAGCGUAGUUGAGGUGAAGAAACAAGAACAAAGCAAGAAACAAGGAUAAAAAAGUUCCGGCCCAGCACCGCCUAUGGUGAUAGCAUCCGGGGUCAUCGACAGGGGGCACCUGUCCCCGUUUGGCGGCGCGCCCGCGGACUCCUCGUCCUCGUUCUUCUCUGAGGAUCUUGUUGUCCCACCAGAGAGGCAGGUCGGGUUUUGGAAAUCGGAGUCAAUGGUGGAUCCGAGAGGGAGCAAGUCGGUUUUUGCUUCUCCACUUGAAAAGAUCAAUCCAAUGGGAGCAAAUCCUGAAGGCGGUCUGGGACGCCCACGAGGUCAAGGCUUCAAGGGCCUAGAUAUCCUUCGUGUCAGUAAAUUGACGGGGCAAGGAAAUGGUUCCACUUUACCGUCAAUAUCUUGGGGUGAUAUGAUCACGGCUCCUGGAUCUAGGCCUGGAGAGACAACCAUUGCUGAAUCAGCUAGUGGCAACUCGAAAAUAAUGGCAAGUGGCGUCCACAGUCAGUCUGCCGAUACACUUGGCUUCAUCUAUGAUGGAAAUGAAGCUCUAGGGUCCAUGGAAGAAGUUGAAGCUCAAACUAUUGGAGAUCUUCUACCAACCGACGAUGAUUUGAUAUCGGGCGUUGUCGAUGGCUUUGAUUUUGCUGGCCUGUCCAUCAACCAAGAUGAUGCCGAUGAAGAUAUAUUCGGCACUGGAGGAGGGAUGGAGCUUGAGAGUGACGAUUCCAUUAAUAAAGGCACAAAAAAUCUGGAAGGAUCCUUGAAGUGCCAAUUCUCUGGGGAGAACUAUAUCAAUAAAUGCCCUUCCAGAACUCUUUUUAUCAGAAACGUUAACGCCAACAUUGCUGAUUCUGACCUAAGAGCUCUAUUUCAGCAAUAUGGGGAUGUGCAUAAGCUUUAUGCCUGCAAGGACCAGGGGUAUGUGACAGUCUCUUACUAUGACAUAAGAGCUGCCCAAAACGCAAUGAGAGCACUUCAUAGCAAGCCUCUGGGCCUGAUGAAGCUUGAUGUGCAAUUUUCCUUUCCUAAGGAAAAUGUCUCAGAUAAUGAUAUGGACAGGGGGAUUUUCAGUCCAGUUAGUCUGCAGUUUGAUAGAUCACCCCAUGGCAUCUGUACAAGUGGUCCUCAGAAGCUGUCGUCACCUAUCAGAAUAGAACCCGCGCGUCAGUACAAUAAUCAAGCUGCUAUCAGCGAACUUGGUGGGUCACUUGGUCAAGGAAACUUUGGACGUGGAAUGCAGAUGUUCCACCCACACUCACUGCCGGAGUGUCACAACAGCAUCUGUAAUAGCUCCAAGUCGAUGACAUCAAGUGGCAGGAGCGCUAGCUUCAGAGGAGAUGGAGUGGAUUACAGUCAUCCCCAGAAAGUGGGUUCCAGUAGCCUUCAUGGUCAUUCCUUCGAUCCAAAUAAUGAAGCGUCUGGGGUUACUGGAGUUGGAAUUCCCCUUCAUGGACAGCACUACAGUUGGAAUAAUUCAAAUGCUUUUCCUCAAAGCCCCUCCUCUCCGAUGAUGUGGCCAAAUGUGCAGCACCCACUGCGCACACACGGUGGUUAUCUAGGUGUGUCACCUCACACACUGAACACCGGUGCUUAUCCAAUUGAUCAACACCACAUGGGUUCAGCUCCAAACAAUGGAGGCGGUUUUGGAAAUGUUCAUCCAGGGUCCCUUGGAAGUGUAGGGUUCCCUGGUAGCCCUCGCCUGUAUCCAUCAGAUCUCAGUGUCUUCCCACCUGCCAGAGGAAACUACAGGGAGACCAUGUUCUCCCUGGUCAGCACUGCUGGAUUUCCAUCGCUGCGGCAGAUGAUCAACGGGAGGAACCCGAUGGCCCAGGUCUCCGCCUCUUACGACGCUACGAAUGAUCGGAUGAAGAGCCGCAAGCACGAUGGAAACAAUGUCCAGCCAGAGAACAAGAGGCAGUUUGAGCUUGACAUUGAACGCAGCAAGGGCGAAGACUCGCGCACGACACUGAUGAUCAAAAACAUUCCUAACAAGUAUAAUUGUAAGCUGCUUCUGGCCGUCAUUGACGAGAACCACCGCGGAACCUAUGAUUUUGUCUACCUUCCGAUUGACUUUAAGAACAAAUGCAAUGUGGGCUAUGCUUUCAUCAAUAUGACUGAUCCACAGCACAUAAUUCCAUUUUACAAGACGUUUAAUGGCAAGAGGUGGGAGAAAUUCAACAGCGAAAAGGUGGCAUCGCUUGCAUAUGCCAGAAUCCAGGGCAGGAGUGAUUUGAUCUCUCAUUUCCGGAAUUCUAGUCUGAUGAACGAGGACAAAUGGUGCCGUCCUAUACUUUUCCACAAAGACGGUCCAAAUGCAGGGGAUCAGGAACCUUUCCCUGUUGGGAACAAUAUCCGGCCCAGGACUGGCCGCAACAGGCCGCUCCACAGCUCGGACACUAGAGGCGACGACGCGAGCCUGUCAACCUCGCCUAACCAGGAGAACUCUAACCACAGAGCGAACACUGUCGAGGGCGAGCACUCGAUUUUCGUUCACUAACCGUGGACCGAGGAAAGCUGCAAUAAACCGUCCCCAGUUUUGCUAUUUAUUUUUCUCCUCGGCAAUGUCGAUGGGCGUUUUUGCCUGUUAGUUUGGAGAAUAGCGAGAUGGUCGAAGACGCAGAGGUGACUUGUGUUUUGGGCGUGUUGGAACAAACUUGUACAGUGGAGUUGUGAGGGGUGUUUGAAUGCUAAUUGACUUGAAUGUUUGGAAACUUGUUUGUUUUGCUCAGAUUAGCUUGAUCUUGUUCUGUAUAAUUGUCAACAUUUUCUGCAAUGAGUGUCUGAAAACUACUGUUGGUGACAAAUGGUAUGUCGGCAAUGUUAACUACCUGCACCUAGUUGUAACUUCAGUUGUACUCGUAACUUAUUAAUAAAAGACCGUGUGCAUCAUCACGAUGCAGAAGCCGGGGUUUUAAUCCUCA